AUGAGUGUUCAACAGGCAGAUUGGGCAUCUCUUCCAGGAGACAUUAUGGAUACUAUUUUGAAGAAGUUGGGAUCGUUUGAUGAAUACUUCCGCGUCGGCCGGGUAUGUAUGUCGUGGUUUUCUUUUGUCAAGGAUCAUACAGAGUUUAAGGAGUUAUCGCGCAAACAAGCUCCGUUAUUAGUGAUUCCAGCGAUAAAUAAUCGUCGAGAUAGACGUAAUUUGUACAGUGUGAUAGAUGGCAAGACUUAUGGUGUGCAAGUAAUUUUGCGCUACAAUAGAAGAUGUGUCGGCUCUAGCCAUGGAUGGUUGGCGACCGUGGGAAGAAAGAUGGUUAUAACCCUCACGAAUCCAUUCUCGCAAAGACAAAUUCGUCUUCCUCCGAUAUUCAAUCCUCCCAAGGGAGACAUCACAAAAGGCAAUCCUCAUUGCUUUUAUUUGUGGGUUUAUAAAGUUAUUAUGUCUGAUGAUCCAGAUCUGUGUCCGGAAAAUUGUGUGGUGGGAGCGAUUUACAGUGGGUUUGCUAGAUUAGCAUUUAUCAAGUUGGGUGAUGAAUGUUGGACUUACGUGGACAUGAAUCUCACAUUAUUUACCGAUAUUAUAUUUUCUCGCAAAUUAUUGCAUGCAGUUGACAGAUAUGGAAAGCUCAUAUCUGUCGACCUUAGUAUCGACUCAUAUGUCGGGGAAAAUGAAGUAGAAGUCAUUGUGCCGCGUUGUAUGCCAAGGCAGUCAGAUUUUGCAUACAUCGUCGAAUCGCGCAACGGAAACAUACUUAUGGUUCGAAGAUUUCUGGUGAAGCAACCGGAGCACAAGGAUCUUUACCUUACCAGAGAAAUUAGGGUUUUCAAGCUUAAAAGGAAUUCAAGCGCGCGCUCAGGGUGGAUUGAGGUUAAGAACCUGGACGGGGAGUCCUUAUUUGUCGGAGAUAGUCAUUCGACAUCACUUUCUUCUUCAGAAAUUCCCGGGGUGAAGCCGAACUGCAUCUAUUAUACGGAUGAUUACUUCCACGAUGGACACUAUCACUACAAAGAAGAUGGACCUCUGGAUAUGGGAGUGUUCGAUAUGGACAAUGGAAGCUUCGGAUCACAUUACGUUCUGGAUCCUUCUCAGAAGCAAUUUCCUCCUGCAAUAUUCAUUACGCCGAGUUUCUCACAUAAUUUUCCUUAG
Messenger RNA from Rhodamnia argentea, 1164 nucleotides. RefSeq names its product putative F-box protein At5g55150. Gene Ontology annotation, molecular function: protein binding. The record is from RefSeq and is a predicted model, not a curated record. NCBI's taxonomy places the organism in Eukaryota, Viridiplantae, Streptophyta, Magnoliopsida, Myrtales, Myrtaceae. The transcript has a single exon. The coding region runs from base 1 to 1164 and encodes 387 amino acids.